Messenger RNA from Trichoderma virens Gv29-8, 1062 nucleotides. RefSeq lists its product as uncharacterized. The transcript has 2 exons. The coding region runs from base 1 to 1062 and encodes 353 amino acids. The record is from RefSeq and is a predicted model, not a curated record. NCBI's taxonomy places the organism in Eukaryota, Fungi, Ascomycota, Sordariomycetes, Hypocreales, Hypocreaceae.
AUGUAUUACCAAUAUUUUCAACUCAUAGCCCCCCGUAUCGAGAGAUACACAAAAGUGGGAGGCACGCCUGGAGCCUUGCUUUUCAGCGAGGUGGGAAACGAUAUCGUUCGCCUUGUCGCCAUCCCUAUUAAACCGCAAAGUUUCUCAUCGAGUUCCGAUGUUGUCGCAUCUACGGCCCCAUCACCACAGGCUCAGAACAAAUGCCUGUCUAUCGAAGCCACCGCAGGUGACUCGCCCCAGGAGAUGCAAGGGAUCGAGCAUCGAAAGCGCAAAGCUGACGGUGAAGUGCAUGUCGACACCCCUCCUCGCCAGAAGCUGGUAAAAACGGAGAGCGACAACGCAAAUGACGACCCCAUAUGGGCUGGGGUGCAGAUCGUCUUUGUAGGAGAAGACGUUAGACCAAAGGACUAUCCUCCAGCGCUGUUCUCGGCAGAGGAGGUGGAUCAACUGCCAGAGGAAAUCGAGAUACCAUUAAACUACGAUUAUCCCACUCGCAUGUUGCCUCGUCCUGUUGAGAUGACGCUGUUUCAGUUUACCAUUCCUUUGUUCGCUGAUAAGCAAAAGUGUGUUAAGUUGUCGGAAGAGGCGAUGGGCGUGUAUGUGUGUUGCAGAGAUCGGAACCGAGCCAGGUAUGAUCCUGCAUUGAAUGCAACAUUCCGGGAGCUCAUUGCCGAGGAUGCAACUUACUUCCCCAGAGACCAACCGUGGAUUCUUCGGAACUUGACGGCAAAGGAAUUUGUCCGCUCGGAAGCCAUUGCCCUGAGGCCGGAAUUUAUCCACGGACCCUUUAUUGAUGGCUUUGGCUUUGGCGAAGUUAUCAUAUCGCGCAUCUGCUGGUCAACGGUUCCCUGCCCUAGCAUGGACUGCGCCGUGCCUAUCCACAGGGGAGUGUGGGCAGGGCACGGGUUUGAUAUUACAACUUUGGCAAAACACAGGGCUGGAACCACGGAGGCAGAGUGGAGAGAUGUGAGCGAGGAAGUGGCAAGUGAGAUUGCAAUAAUAUGUGAGGCGAAAUACGGUCCCGAUUGGCGAGAGAUUAUCUGCAAACAACACGGGUCUUGA